Molecule: messenger RNA, 2324 nt
Organism: Diuraphis noxia (Russian wheat aphid)
Lineage: Eukaryota; Metazoa; Arthropoda; Insecta; Hemiptera; Aphididae
Source: RefSeq, a predicted model, not a curated record
UUAGUUUCCAAUUUAAUGUUUUAUAAAGUUAUGUCAUAGUUCAGUAAAUAUAAAUACAUAAUGGAACUCUCCUUGAAUUUUGAACAACUUCAACUAAAAUCUGAGUAUUUACACACUAAUUCAAAACAUACACACUUUCAUAAGGAUAGUAAAAAUGAAUUGUUUGUUUCAUGGGACGAUUGUGUCGCGGUUUUAUACCCAUUAGAUAGUUUAUCUGAAGCUAGUAUUUGGAAUCUAAUUGAACCAGUGAUUGUGCCAAUAAGUAAUCCAAUAAUAUCAAUACUAACUUUUAACUCAGAAAUGUAUUGUAUUGAUAAAAUYGGAUCUAUAUAUUAUCUAAAACAAGCGCAACGAGAUUCUCCAGACUUAUUUGAUUGUUCCUUGUCUGCUCAAGUUACUCAACAGCCAAUGUCCUGUAAUUAUGAGUGGAAACCCUGCUAUUCUCAAAAAUGUCCAUGUGAAAUAUUUGGAGCGACUUGUUAUUCAGAUGGAAUUGCUGUAAUCAUAGCACUUGAAGAAUGGAUAAUAAUACAGAUGUUAAAAAUUACUAUAAAUGAUAAUAAUGAACCAAUUAUAUUGAAUACCUGUAACAAACAAAUUAGAUCACAGAAAUUGUUUCCAUUUGUAGUUACUUCUUUUAUAUCUUGUACUUGGAGGAAUUGGUUCAGUAGCCAACGGGCUAUAGAACUCUUCGGAUCAAAUGUAAUUGACAGUCCUGAUAUCUUUAUAAUAGCAACAGAAGAGUCAAAAGUAUACUGUACAACAUCAAAUGUGACCAGUAAAAAUGUAUCAUUGUUUUUAAAUAGUCCACAAAAAAUUGUGCAUAUUCAAUUUUGUGAUUUUGAACCUAAAAAAUUGCUGUUAGUGUCAUCUAAUGGAAUACUUAUAAUCAUACACUGUGUAGAAAAUAUUCAUCCAUCAUUCAUUUACCUGGCUGUUACAAAAACGAUUGCUACAUUUAUUAUUGGCCAUACUGUGAUCUUAAGUGAUAGUGUCAAUUUAUUUCAAAUUACAAUGGAUAAACAAUUUUCUAAAAUAGCCAAACAAGUUGUAACUAAGUUGAAAGGAGUUAUAUCAUUAUGCAAAUUUCACUCCAAUUUAAUUAUUGCAAUGACUCGAUUAAAUAAAGUGUAUAAACUAUCUUCUAAACUGGAAGCUAUCACCCAGGAAGAAGAACUAAAGUUUAAAUUUAAUGAAAAAUCAAUUUUAGAAAAUAUCAAAACUCUUUGUAAAAAUAUAGAGUCCUUAGAAGAGCAACAUGAAAAUAUGAAUAAAUACAUAAAUGCAGUGUCUAUUGUUGCUCGCAAAGAUCUUGUUGCUCAAUUUUGUUCAUUAAACAUUUUAAUCUAUUCAGGUUGUAUUGUUAAUUCAAUUUUAUACGAGGUUUCAACAAAUUAUAAAAAAUGUUUAAAUGUAGGUUCUAAAGCUGUGAAGUUAGGAGGUUGCCAAGAUGAAUAUAUUUUUGCAAUCAAACUUUCCAUAGACUGUGAAUGGUUAUCAUUUCCGUCUUCAAUUUGGCAAMUUUUGGUUCGUAUUACCGACAAUAACAAUUUGUCUUCAAAUUGUGGCCUACAUUCUUUUGACGUUGAUGCAUUUAACAAAAAUCAUCCAUUAAUGGUGAAACACCGGUUAUUAGCUAUAAUUGCUGAAAAUUGUACAUCUGGUCUAGUACACUGUGAAUUGGUGUGUCAAGUACAAAAUGAUUUAAUUAAUCAGUGUUUGAUUAUUCCGUUGAAUCCAAUCAAAUUGAAUUCGUUAUAUUUUGUCAAAGCUGAAAAACGAGAAAAAAUAUUGGUGAUAAAUCCUUUAGAAGAUAGACAUAAGAGUGUUUUUAAAUUUCCAGAAAACAUAUCUUUAGUAGAUUACUUAACUGUUAUUACAAACAGAAAUAAACAUAGAAUAUCAAAAUCAUUUUAUAAAAAUAUUAUUGAUAAUAUACCAAAAACAUUAUAUUUGAAUUAUUUUGGUAAAAUAAUCUCAAUGGUUUUGGAUGACAAAAUUACAAAAACAAUAAUCCUGGAGUGUCUAGAUCAAGAUGCUUUGAUUGCAGUUCGUAAUGGAAUUUUUAGUGAACUUUCAAAUGACCAACCAGCAAUUAUAAAAUUGUCAGUUCUUGCUGACAUACAAAAACAACUUUGUUUACUCGAAGAAUUAUCAAUUAAAGAUCGUCAGAACAAACAUAUUGUAAAAGAAAUUAAAACUAAUAUUCAAAAUCAAAUUAGUGUUCAUCUACCUGUGUAAUUAGGAUUUUAUUUAGUUAAAUAUUAAAAAUGCAAUUUUACUUUUCAAUAAGCUUACAAAAAUAAAUAUUCUGUUAAAUUAUU